Molecule: messenger RNA, 3557 nt
Organism: Sebastes umbrosus (honeycomb rockfish)
Lineage: Eukaryota; Metazoa; Chordata; Actinopteri; Perciformes; Sebastidae
Gene: ccdc80l2
Product: coiled-coil domain containing 80 like 2
Exons: 12
Coding region: 1-2217 (738 amino acids)
Source: RefSeq, a predicted model, not a curated record
AUGUUUCAUUUCUAUAAGUCACACUGGCCUCUGCUGUUGUUUGCUGCUCUGUGGAGCCUCAGCUACCCGAGUUUGCUCACCGCCUGGCCGGGCAUCAGUCGCAGCAAGCCCAAGGAUCAGCUGGACCCCAAUGUGAGGGACUGGGGAGACUACUCAGACCUCCCUCCGGGCAUCGAGCAGGGGCUGGGGUUGGAUGAAGAACAUGGAGACAACAGAGGAGUUGGGGAGUCGUCGUCGAGCCUGGCUCCGGAGCUGGAUUUCCUCGCUGACUUUGCAGGUAAAAGGCGACUGUGGGUGAUAACGGCCCCAUCACACAAUGACAACUACCUUCGUAUGAUGGAGAAACAGCUGGAAGACACAGACCAGAAAGGGCUGAACUGCCGUCUAGCAGAAAGAGACACAUUCAUCAUCACCAUCAUCCAGAACGCCAGGAUGGAGGGUCGAAUCCAGAAAACAACUUUCCAAGGAGACGCCACAGUGGAGAGCCUGGACCCUGACACAGUUAGCAAACUGCUGCACUACCUUGAGCUUACCAGCCAGGAGUUCACCAUGCUUGUUCUGAAGAAGAACCUUCGGGUCAGUGAGCGCUUCCCUUAUCCGGUCCGUGUCGAGGCGGUGUUGGAGCUCAUUGAUCAGUUCCCCGUGAGGAAGCUGGAGAAGAUUACCAGAAAAGGAUCCAACUUGAGGUGUAAAACCACUAAAAAGAAGGUUGUGAUGAAAAGGAAAAGGAUGAAGAAGAAGGUGGUGCUGAGCCCUCAGAGCCGAGGCAACGUGACGUCUGUUGUGACAUUACAAAGAAGACCUCCCCUGGACAAAAAAGCUGCCCUGAGGAGUAAAAUCCAGGAUAUACUGAGCGGACGGUCGAGGUUUGUCAUCCGUAAGGCGCCUGCUGUGGGGUCUACGAAGGGAAAGGAUUCGAGCGGUGGUGGUCGGGGCAUUUCUAAUGGACUGGAAAGAGUGCACAGUCCCCCACCUGUGUCAAAGAGCAAUGAAGAAGUGGAGAAAGACAGGCCUGGCUCUGCCGUGGAAGAAGGGAAGAGAAGACAUGGAGGGAAAAACAGUGAAGAUAAAAAAGAGCAGAAUGUCAAGGAUGACACACGGGAAAAACCGAGCUCUAAGAAAAAGGGUAAAGGGAAAAAAGGGAAGAAAGGGAAAGGGAGAGGGAAGAAGUCAAACAGAGAGGCCAGUGAGAAGGACAAAACAGCCCUGAAGGAGUUUCUGGACAGUUUAAAGGGGACAAGAAGGUUAAUGUUGAUCUCAACGCCCAGCAGAGAUGCAACACUCUACAUCCAGCAGAAAGACGACAGCGAGAAGCAACACUGUGACCUCGCUAUUAGGAAGGUCACUGUGGCGACCGUUGUUGGAGAGGGAAGAGAUGCCACGCUCACGCUACAACACCACCAGCUCGAGUCGGAGCCUCCACUCAGUGACCAAUCAGAGCAUUUCUCAGAUUCAGGCCUGAUCUCUCUGUUGAGAGCAGAGCUCGGCCUGUCGUCCUCUGACCUCUUUUCCAUGACCGUCACAGACUACGACAUCAAGCCCAAUAGAGUCUUUGAGGCUCCUCCAUCACGUCCUGCUCUGUUCGAUUACAUUGACAACUUUCCCUCAAGGCGCUCAGAAAAAGAAAAGGAAAGGAGGAGUCCUCCAUCCUGCUCCAACGGAAAGCAAAAGCCUGGAGCUGAGAAUUCACUGCUCAGGUUCAUGUCUAAGAGGAGACUGCUGCUCAUCUCUGCUCCCUCUGAGGACGACUACUCCUUCCAACAGCAGCUCUCUGCUCUCAGGGGACAGGAGUGUCACCUGGGUAUUCGCCACUUCGCCAUGUUGAAACUGACUGGAACUGGAGACAAAGCAUCAGGAACUGUUGAACUAUUUCCCCUAAAUGGCCGCAGUCAGAGUGAAGUUGAGCCGUUGUCCCGUGACAUGGUCAACAAUCUGAGAGAGCAGCUGAAGAUCAGUAAGGACUAUUUCAGCAUGUUGGUGGUGGGGAAGGACAGCGAUGUCAAGGCGUGGUUCCCAUCACCCAUGUGGUCCCUGGACAGCAUCUACGACCUGGUGGACUCCAUGGAGCUGCGUCUGCAGGAGGAGAAGCUGCAGAAGAGACUGGGGAUCCACUGCCCUGAGGACAGAGGGAGAGGAGGCAGUGAGGGGGGGCAUUACCCCGGCUAUGAUGAAGACGGGGCGGACGACACGUAUUUGUAUCACCGGUCAGAGAAAUGAUGAGGAAGAAGGAGGAAGAAAAUGCAGGCGAAGUGAAGAAAGAGCUACCUAAAUUCUUGAGAUGAGCACAGCAAAGACGUCGCAAAGCUCAUCUUCAGGACUCAGGUCCAGGACUCACAUCUUCACAGACCCACAAUAAUAAGAUGAAUAUUUUAUGUUUGCAAGUAAUAAAUUUCAAAAGCAGAGCAGAAAUAUUGGCAUGGCUUAAUUAAAAAAAGGGAAAGCAUAUGUGCACUAUUCAACAGUUUUUUUUAUGUUAUUAUUUGUUGAUUACAGGAACAGUUUAACAAGAAGAAAGUCCAUCCGAGGCCGAGCAGAUUGUGCUUUUUGGCAACACUUCUGUCCACUCUUUUUCCAAACACAUUCACUGUGUAAAGUCCCUCCGUUGAAACGUUUUGAUGCUAAAUUUGAAGCUGUAGUAUAUAAACCAAACACAUGUUCUUUUCUUUAACUCUGAGCUAAACAUCUGUUUUUUAAAGAGCUGCAGUCUUGAGACAUCUCAGGGUCAGUAAAACAAAGAGUUUUUGAGGCUGGACUCAUCUCAUUUAGAAAAAAAUACAUAAUUUAACUUGUCUGCAAAGGCGUUCAGUUGUUGAAAAAACAACAUACCGUCAGUGUAACCAAAAAAUAUUUUUGUUUUUCUUAAUUUUUCUACCAUUAGACCGUGAAAUCAAACGCACAAACAUCAUUUUAUAAUAAGGAGAAUGUGAUUAAUGUCAUAUAGACAUAGACCAAUCCAAAGAGAACAGUGAAUAGUCAUGACAUUGACUGUACUGUAAAUAUCCUAAAGCAACGCUUAGUAAAGAUGAGAAGAUAUGCAGACUCAGUUCAGGGGAAAUGUAUCUGCGUGAGGAUGAACAUCACACAUGCCUAAAUGUGGAUGUUAGUUUCUGCAUUUGCAGCAGCAUCUUACGGUAAAAGGGAAGAAGAAGUAGGUAAUUAUAGGUUUGAAAAAACGCUGGUAGGCAAAUAACAUCAGAAUAACAACGAUGCUACAAAUGUUUAAAAAGUUUGAAAGUACCUGUGCAAAAACCUGUGGAACCUGCUGAUCACUGAGCCUCAUUUACACCAUAAAGACUUACACUGAAUCUGAGAGGCAAUAAAACACUAAAAGCUAAAUCCUCCAUACCGCAGUUUAUUAUAAAAGAUCAUAUGUGAUAAUUAAUUCAUUCUUUGACACUUGGCGCUUAGACUCUACAGGGAGAUUUGUAAUCGAGGGGCGUUUGAACACAGCAGGAGUUUAUACACAGAGGAGAAACUCUUUGGAGGAGGUGAAAUAAUGGAACAUAAAACCAGCUGACUCACUUUUAACAAAAAGAAGUCUGAUUGUAUAGAAGUCU